UUCCAGUGGCAGAAGACUGUGUAAGCGCAGAAGCCGCAAACACCCGGAGCUAGCUGCAGUGACAAGGGCCUUUCACACUGGAAGACAGGCCUGGACGCUAGUCCAGUAUGUGUGGAAUCAGACUUGUAUCCCACAUACCCACAGAUUGCCCGUCCCCGAAACAUCCAAACAACUUUUGAAAUUACUUGCUCUGUUCCUAGAUGGGAUAGUGUACAGACACACACACACACACACGAGUAUAUACUUUUCACACUGGCCAAAGUGCCUUCAGUGUCAACACAACACUGACAACCCCAGGGAAGGCUCCUCUGACUCUCAGCUUAUUCAUUAGACAGGACCGGGGACAUAAUUAGCGGGGACCAACAAAAAAUGAAAAUGCACAGCUCCUUCUUCCAAAAUCACUAAGAAUUUCAAGAGACCAAUAUCAGUGCAUUAAACCAAGCCCGAGACCCCUGUCAGCGCAGGGCCUCGUGUGACUGCACAGGUCACAAGCCUAUGCAGCCUGCCUGCCACAGGAGUCCCCAAAUCAAUCCCAAGUACCUCUGCCGCAUUAGAGGCCACUCCCAUUCUCAGCCCUCCCCAGUUAGGAAGUGGGACCUCUUCUAGCUCUUUGCAUGGGCCCUUAAUUAGACCCCAGUCUCUGAGCUUUUGUUUGGGAGCCUUGUGUAGCUUUACACAUGUUCUGUUACUAUUGACAUUCUGCAUGUGAAAAAGCAUGCUCUGUCUCCCCCUCUCUUUCCAGCCCGUCCAGGACCCACACAGAGGGGACUGCCAAUCUAGCCCGGAGCUCAGCAGUAGGGAAAAUCGCCAUGGGUAUAAUUGGCAGCAGGUCCUAAUAAGUCAUGAGGUCCCACCCACCAGGGUCCCUCCCCAUAUGCCAUCAACCAGCACCGUGGGCAUGCUGGGAAAUCCUGCCAGCCAGACCUUUGCCCUGGGUCCAGAGUCUGUGGCCUACCCAGGCAGACUCUGAGGACUGGAGGCCACACACACAGUUCUACGUUGUCCAGGGGCCUGUGACAGCCACCCCACCUGACGCCAUGGCCAGUGGGGAAGACGAGUCGAGAAGCUGUGUGGUGUGCGGGGACCGAGCCACAGGCUACCACUUCCAUGCCCGGACGUGUGAGGGCUGCAAGGGUUUCUUCAGACGAACAGUUGGCAAAAACACUGGUCUCAGCUGCCCCUUUGCUGGAAGCUGUAAGAUCAACAAGGCCCAAAGGCGGCACUGCCCAGCCUGCAGGUUGCGGAAGUGCCUUGAUGCCGGCAUGAAGAAGGAAAUGAUCCUGUCUGCAGAAGCCCUGGCCCAGCGACGGGCACGACAGGCCCAGCGACGGGCACGGCAGGCAGCUGAGCAGCUGAGUCAGGAGCAGAGAGCGCUGGUCCAGACACUGCUGGGGGCCCACAGCCGUCACCUGGGCUCCAUGUUCCACCAGUUUGUGCUGUUCAAGCCCCCACAGCACCUGUUCACCCGGCAGCCGCGCUUGCCCGGCCUGGUCCCCGUGCUGCCCCUGCUCACGCACUUCGCAGACAUCAACACGUUCAUGGUGCAGCAAGUGGUCAAGUUCACCAAGGACCUGCCUGUCUUCCUGUGUGUGGCCUCCCUUGCCUUUCAGGAAGAAAACGCUCCAGGAAAUUAUAAUCCCCCUGCCACCACACAACAAGGUCACCCAGCAAACCAGCCCGUCCCUCAGCCUGUCCCAGCCACAGGCCUUGAGUCUCGCAAUCCCAAGUCAGGGCUCCUGCUGUCCUCUCGGAAGCUCAGGCCUGACUCCUGCCUCUGCAGGUCCCUGCCCUUGGAGGACCAGAUCUCCCUCCUCAAGGGGGCCACUAUAGAAAUCUGUCACAUCGCUCUCAACACCACAUUCUGCCUGCAAUCACAGCAUUUCCUCUGUGGGCCCCUUUGCUACACAAUAGAAGAUGGAGCCCAUGGUGAGAUGGUGCUGGACAGUAGGGGCUGUCCAGCUUGUGGUGUGGCGGGUGGCAAGGUGACCCCAGGCUCCUAAGCCUGUCUCUCACACAGUGGGGUUCCAGAACGAGUGCUUAGAGCUGCUCUUUCACUUCCAUGGAGCCCUGAGGUGACUGCAGCUCCAGGAGCCCGAGUAUGCGCUCUUGGCCGCCAUGGCUCUCUUCUCUCCAGGUGAGCACCCCCAAAGUCCACAAGCUUUUGCUCUAACAACUCUCCCCAAACUCCCAGCUCUGUGGAGCCAUCCAUCCCAGGCCUCUUAGCCGUCAAACCCGUGGAAUGGGGCUAUCUAUCCCAGCCUCCACUGCCUGGGGCUCUUUGCAGCCCCCCACCUUGUCCCUCCCCGCUCCCUGCUCCCUGUCUUACAGACCGGCCAGGGGUCACCCAAAGGGAGGAGAUUGAGCAGAUGCAGGAGGAGAUGGCAUUGACUCUGCAGACCUACAUCAAAGACCAGCAGCCCAGGCCCCGGGAU
Messenger RNA from Rhinolophus ferrumequinum (greater horseshoe bat), 2432 nucleotides. It is a transcript of the gene NR1I3, whose product is annotated as nuclear receptor subfamily 1 group I member 3. Gene Ontology annotation, molecular function: nuclear receptor activity; RNA polymerase II cis-regulatory region sequence-specific DNA binding; zinc ion binding. Gene Ontology annotation, biological process: cell differentiation; negative regulation of transcription by RNA polymerase II; positive regulation of transcription by RNA polymerase II. Lineage: Eukaryota; Metazoa; Chordata; Mammalia; Chiroptera; Rhinolophidae. The transcript is spliced from 5 exons. The record is from RefSeq and is a predicted model, not a curated record. The coding region runs from base 843 to 2000 and encodes 385 amino acids.